Microbotryum saponariae is the source of this 1332-nucleotide messenger RNA. The record is from the annotation of a GenBank genome assembly. Lineage: Eukaryota; Fungi; Basidiomycota; Microbotryomycetes; Microbotryales; Microbotryaceae.
AUGUCUGCCGGAGCCGCAUUUUUUGCGCUCCUCUUGAUUCAGCUCGUCGCCGUCUCGGCGGCCCCUAUGCCGGCCCCCCAAACCCCGCAGUGUAGUCCCUCCCAGUACUACAGCAAAGCUUUUAAGUUGUGCUUCGAAUGCUCGACCAAGCUCACCAACGCGACCAGCUGCAACCGCAACCGUCCCACGGCUUGCUCGUAUGGCCGCGUGAGCAAUGGGCAAUGCCGUGCACGCAUUGGCUGCUCCGGUCCUCGAUAUGUCACCGCGGAUGGUAAGUCCAUGCCAACAAGGGUGUGCAAACGCUUCAAUCCUUACACGUGUAGCUAGGAACUGACCCCUCGCCCUUCACCCUUCCUUCUACGCGUACUCGUUGCUUUGACCUCGUCACAGGCGCGUCUUGCCGUCGUUGCCCCGACACCAACGCGGCUCGUUGUGACCAGUCUUCGGGCAAGUCAGUCGCCUGCAACUAUGGUGUACCCAUGAAAGGGGUAUGUACGGCGGUGUCAUGCACCGGUGACCUCUACCUCGCCCCCAGUGGUUCGUUCUGUUCAAGCUCCUCACGCUCGCCCAAUUUGCUGCGCACUGACCAUCCAGCCUCGACCUUCCAGGUCGCCAAUGCCGACGCUGCCGCAGCUUUGACAGACACGCAUCUUCCUGCGAUUCUGAUGGGACACUGCGCGGAUGUGAGCCUGGCUACUCUUUGAAGUCGAACAAAUGACAGGCCGAUCCCACCACCACCCAGAGCACUGGAGGCGUUCACACGACUACAACCACGAGCGCUGCUGGCAUUCCCACCACUACCUCAGGCGUGCCUAUCGCUACAACUACCCCUUCUCUUGGUCUCCCGAUUGCGAAUACUACGCCUUCGCUCGGUCUGCCCAUCGCAACUACGACUCCUUCGCUUGGGCUGCCCAUCGCGACUACCACCCCAUCGCUCGAUUUGCCGAUUGCCACUACGACCCCCUCCCUUGGUCUCCCGAUUGCCACGACCACUCCCUCUCUUGGUCUCCCGAUCGCCACUACUACCCCGUUGCUUGGCCUCCCAAUCGCCACUACAAAUCCUUCUCUCGGCUUGCCGAUCGCGACCACCACUCCUUCCCUCGGGCUUCCAAUUGCGACGACUAUUCCCUCUCUUGGUCUUCCCAUUGCUACGACUACCCCUUCCCUUGGUCUCCCGAUUGCGACUACUACCCCUUCGCUGGGUCUACCAAUCGCAACCACCACACCCGAGUUGGCUACCACGCGACCCCAGCGAUUGUCACGACCACUCCAGCUAUUGUCACGACGACCCCUAUGCUCGUGAUCAUGACCACCACUCCCGCCUUACCCUGA